This is a messenger RNA of Mytilus californianus (California mussel), 9951 nucleotides long. RefSeq lists its product as uncharacterized. Gene Ontology annotation, molecular function: cytoskeletal motor activity; ATP binding. Bases 361 to 7899 code for a protein of 2512 amino acids. The transcript has 35 exons. NCBI's taxonomy places the organism in Eukaryota, Metazoa, Mollusca, Bivalvia, Mytilida, Mytilidae. Gene Ontology annotation, cellular component: myosin complex. The record is from RefSeq and is a predicted model, not a curated record.
CGGAUUUCUGAAACUAUCUAUGUACCGAUACUGAACAUUAUCUACAUUUUUGGGUGAAAAAAAUUGACAUUUUGUGAGAAAUCAUCUUCAAUGAACAUCGUGCUGGGUUGAAUGAUAUUAACCAAAAGGUUAUAGCUAUUUUUAUAUCAUUAAUCUCUCUACGAAGGUUUCAAAAAAUAUGUUCAUUGAAAAGCUGAAUGCGGAAGUUCUAUAACGACUAAUAGAAUGGAAUAGAUUUCAACAAAGACAUAAAUAAUUUAAAUGGUUGUUCAUGUACAUGUAGUUCAGACUUCAUUGACGUUAUAGCAUGGGCUGCAUAGACGGGGAAUAAAUAGAGAUUAGUUUGUUCAACCGGGGAACAUGGCUUCAAUUUCAAAUGGAGUUGAAGAUUUGUCACAACUUGAGAGACUUGAUGAAGACACCAUUCAAAAUGUUCUGAGGGACAGAUAUGCUAAAGACGAAAUAUAUACAAAUUGUGGAGAAAUAUUGAUAGCAGUCAAUCCAUACAAGAAAUUAGGAAUAUUUGAUUUUAAUAAACAUGAACAGUAUGAUUGGAAAAAGUUUGAAGCUAGCGCACCACCUCACAUAUUUAAUGUGGCUGCUCGGGCUUACCAAAGGAUGCGUGAAACAGAGACUAAUCAGGUCAUAUUGGUUAGUGGUGAGUCAGGAGCUGGAAAAACCGAAAGUACCAAACUCAUGGUCAAACAUUUUGUUCAUAUGUGUCCACACGGAAAUGACGAUCUACACGACAAAGUUGUGAAGGUGAAUCCCCUGCUUGAAGCAUUUGGUAAUGCACAGACAAUUAUGAAUGAAAAUUCCAGUAGAUUUGCAAAGUUCUUGGAGCUAAGUUUUGAGGAAAAUGGACAAGUGCUUGGAGCUGUUGUUCGUGACUACAUGCUAGAGAAAUCCAGAGUGGUAAAUUAUAGUUAUGAUGAAGGGAACUUCCAUAUUUUCUAUUCCUUGUUUGCUGGCGCCACUCGACAACAAUUGGAAGAACUAAGUCUGAAAGAAGCCAAAGAUUACAAAAUAUUGAAGAAUGGUAGUCCUGAAUUAUUGAACAAAACUACAGAGUACAGUCAGAUGUACACAGACCAGAUGAGUGUAUUACACCAAAUUGGCUUUGAUGAAGAGGACAUGGGUAUUCUACACUGCAUGCUAGGUGCUAUUAUUCAUAUAACUGAGGUGAAGUUUAGAGAGGCAGAGAAACACAAUGAAGCUUUAGAAAUUGUUAACCUUGAUCAUGUUAAUACAGCUGCAAAGUUGUUGAAUGUGAAUCCAUUGGACCUUGGUGUAGCACUAAUAAAGACAAAGACAGAUUAUGGAGGUGAAGAAAUCCAUGUCCUAAAAAGUUUGAACCAGGCAAAUGAUGGACGGGAUGCCCUUGCAAAAGCUAUUUAUGAGAGGCUGUUUGGCUGGGUGAUCAGGACAAUUAAUGAUGACCUCAAUCCAUCCAAGCAAAGGAGUAGAAUUGCUGCAAGUAUUGGAGUUUUGGACAUAGCAGGAUUUGAAAAUCUACAUGUCAACAGUUUUGAACAAUUGUGUAUCAACUUUGUUAACGAGAGAUUACAGAACUUCAUGAAUGAGAGUGUAUUUAGGACUGAGAAGGCUAUUUAUAAAGAAGAUGGCAUUCCAUGCCAAGAUGUAGAUUUUAAGAACAACAAAGACAUAAUUGAAGUUUUUACAAAGAAACCAAUUGGUAUCUUGUCACUGCUGGAUGAAGAAACAAAACUACAGCAAGGUUCCGAGGAAAAGUUUGUACAAAAAGUCACCAGUAAUCACUCCGAUUCAGGAAUCAUUAUGAAGAGCACUACCAAUGAUCCUGUGUUUGGUAUUAAUCAUUUUGCUGGAAAGGUUUUAUACAGAUGUGAAGGUUUCUUAGAGAAAAACAAAGAUACAUUGAACGAUGAUUUGUUUGAUUGUAUGAAGGACAGUGAAAAUCCAUUUAUAAAGGACUUGUUCACAGUCGCAAAGGGACCUACUGGAACUAUUUCUGAAACCCAGUUCCUUUUAAGACAGUCUAGAAGAACAACUACCGCUCUCCAUAAAUCAAAAAAAGCUUCUACACCUAGGUCUGAUGAUGUGAAGAAACUUAGUAAAGAACUUGGAAGAUCUUUGAAGAGAUAUGGUGUGUCAACAGGAAUGAUGCCGAGUUAUAGUGCAAAGAAACACAACACUGUUAUUUCAUAUUUUAGGGCUUCCAUGGACAAACUAUUAGAGAAAAUGAGGCAAGCAGAAGCUCAUUUUGUUAGGUGUAUAAAACCAAACAACAUGAAACAGAAAGAAAAUUUCAAUGCCACUCGAGUGAAGGAACAACUGUUGUAUAAUGGGAUAACUGAGGUAGCCAAGAUCAGAAAGCAAGGUUAUCCUGUCAGGAAGUUGCACGCUGAUUUCUACAAACGGUAUUGUGCACUUCACCCAGACUUUCCCAGGAAGACAGCAGACGAUGGUCAAGGUACAAAGUCUCUGGUUGAAAAGAUUUUACCAGAUAGAUUUAAAACAGAAUACAGAAUUGGAAAACAUAGGAUAUUUAUGAAAGAGUCACCCUAUAUGUUUUUAGAGAAAUUCCUCUACAUCAGAGAACAAUCAGCCAGGAGAUCUAUGGCAACAUGUAUCUUUAAAAUGUGGUCCGAAAAGAAAGCUGCUGAAGAAUUAAAGGCAGUACAACGUAGAAAAAAAGUAGCACAACUACAAAGUGAUAUGGAAAAAGAAGCUGCAGAAAAGGAAAUACAAGAAAGACGACAAGCUGAAACAAAAAGGGACAUUUCUGCUUCAAUUGGUUCAACAACAAGUACUAGACUUGGAGCAUCCAUAGGAUCAACAAUAAGUUCUACACAAGGAUCUUCUAGCUCAGAUACUUCAUCUUCUGGACGUGUUCAAUUUGCUAGUUUGUCUCGUACGAGAAAACCUGACGGAGGAACAAAGUCUAUUCCAAGUCCAUCAGAUUAUAGUGAAUCACAUGGGACUGAACUUGGGAUCAAUGAACAAACUGGUAUCAAACAACCUUGGAGUGGAGCAGGACCAUCACCCAAAGGAAAGGCCCCCCCUCCACCCAAAAGGAGUCCACCCCCUAGAAAGAAACAUCCCCCAGAAACAGAAAAGAAGAAAGAGUCAAAAGCAUUUUGGGAUAUAUUUGCUAACAUUCCCAGAGAGAAGAAGUCAAAAGAUGUCCAUGAGCGAGGGAGCUUACGUUUCAUCAAAGUGAUCACAUAUGGUUUACUAUUCCUUGUGAUGUUUGCAUCCCUGGUCUUUCAGAAAAUUAGUCUUAUGUUACUUGCUAAACGCCAGGAAAAGGAAUUAAUUGUAAAUAAAGGAGACUCUGCAGCUACUCCCCAGGAAAGAAAGGAUAAGUUUAAAGAAAAAGAAGAGGUAUAUAACAGUGCCAGAUAUUUGUUGCUGCUGUUAGCUGUGUGUAUACCCUAUGUACUGACAUUUGUAUUCAGUGUCUUGAAGACGUUGUUUGGAAAUCUUGCUGUUCCAAGCAAGAGCACUAUCAUUAUGGUUACGUUCAUGGAAUGUGCUCACUCUGUAGGACUGAGUUAUCUGGUCUUCAAAUAUUUAGGAGAAAUGCAUUCAGCUCGUGGGAUCAUGGUUAUGAGUGCAACUUGCAUUUUGCCUAGCAUUCUAAAACCUUUUUUUGCCAAAGAUGAUUCAACCCCUAGAGCAAGUUUCAGAAUUUUCAAGAGAAUCCUAGGAUUUGCCGCCGAUUUAAUGGCAAUUAUUGCACAGAUAUCUGUUAUACCUGUCGUCAUCAACAAUGGCUUUCUUUUAGAAAGAGCGGAACCAUCUAAAGAAUGGGAGACAGUACUUGAAGUUGUAUUUUGUUUGCUUCUUUGUUCAUUUUCAUGGUGGGAAAAUUUUAUGGAUGAUCGAGCAUUUGGUUCCAGUCGUAGUUUCCUACAGCAAUUUGUACUUAAGAUAAAAUUUGAUUUACAAGAAAGUCGACCAAUUGUUACAACUGUUACAUCAUUAUUUAAAAUAGGGAUUACCAUAGCAAUGGCAUAUGUUUUACGUGAUGGAAUAAAUAUGGAUGUAUCCGCUGCCAUGUCCACCCUCACUGAUGACAGAUAUGAGAAUGUUUUACCAGAAAAAUGGUAUGAGCAUUACAACUACAUUAAAGAUUACACAUCUAUAAUAUGUAUAACAAUUGGAUCAUAUCUGGCUUACUACGUUUCUUACACAAUAUGUAAACUCCGGAUGCAAGUAGUGUCAUUUUCAAUGGCAGCCUUAUUGUCCACUCCAGUUGCUGUAGGAAUCGUAGUUCUCGACUGUGAAUAUCAAAUCUUAGAACCCUUCACAAAGGAACAGUUAUAUUGUUAUCAUGCUCAAGCUACAGAUUCAUAUGAUGAUUCACACUGGUACCAUUUCUUACUGGGGUUACUUUGGUUGAUUUCAGCCUACUGGAUAGCAAAAUAUAUCUGGUUCUCUAAGCAAGAAAGAUUGGCAAAGAUUGAUAGAUUGUUUAUAAAUCCACUGUACUGCAGUGUUUUAUUAGAACAACAUUUACUUAUGAACAGAAGACGACACAACAAAAGGAUUAGAAGAGAGUUUGAAGGGGAAAAGGAAUCUUACAGGUUAAGCAAUGAUGAUUCAAAGCAUGCAGCAGGCACUGAUAGGUCAAAAAUGAAGAAGAUACCUCCAAUGAUAUAUGCUUGUGCCACAAUGUGGCAUGAAAACAGAUUAGAAAUGGUGCAAAUAUUGAAAUCUUUGUAUAGAGUUGAUAUGGACCAGUUUAUAAGAAAACAGGCUGUUGAUUUGUUCAGAGAACAGAACCCAGAUGAAGAACCAGAUCCAGAAGACUUUGAAUAUUAUGAAUUUCAAGCACAUAUUCUGUUUGAUGAUGCAUUUGAAUUUGAUGAUGAUGAAGAUAGAGUGCCCAACUCCUUUGUGAAGCUGUUUAUGGAGGUGAUGCAAGAAGCUGCAAAUGCCAUCCAUCAUAAGGAAAUCAAACUGGCUACUCCUAUGAAGAUCCCAUCCCCAUAUGGUGCACAGCUUGUUUUUGAUCUUCCGGGGGAAAAUAUGAUGUAUGUCCAUCUCAAAGACAAGAACAAAAUACGACACAGGAAAAGGUGGUCACAGGUGAUGUAUAUGUACUAUUUGCUGGGAUAUCGUAUUAUUAAAGAGUGUCAAGAGAGGGUACUUGGUGCCUUAGCAGAUGAUAAAAUCAGUGAAUUAGCCACAUGGGAUUACGAUAAUGCCCCUGGCAGAGUUGGCAAGAGUCAGAUCUUCAAUAUAUUAGAUGAUGAAGUGUUGUAUAGGGCAGAGAAUACCUUUAUCCUUGCCUUAGAUGGAGAUGUUGAUUUUACACCUAAAGCUGUCAGACUACUGGUGGAUAGAAUGCAAAAAAAUGAAGAGUUAGGUGCUGCAUGUGGACGUAUUCAUCCAAUAGGCAAAGGCCCCAUGGUAUGGUACCAAAAAUUUGAGUAUGCUGUUGCUCAUUGGUUACAGAAAUCAACAGAGCAUGUCCUAGGCUGUGUGCUGUGUAGUCCUGGGUGCUUUAGUUUGUUUCGAGGUUCUGCUCUGAUGGAUGAUAAUAUCAUGAGAAAGUAUACCAUUAAACCAACAGAGGCAUCACAUCAUCUCAUGUACGAUCAAGGUGAAGACAGGUGGCUUUGUACUUUACUUUUACAACAGGGAUACAGAGUAGAUUAUGCUGCUGCUUCAGAUGCCUACACCUAUGCUCCAGAAGGAUUUGGUGAAUUCUUUAACCAACGUAGACGCUGGAUGCCUUCAACCAUUGCUAAUAUUAUGGACUUACUGGCUGAUGCAAGUAAUACAGUUUCUAUAAAUAACAACAUCAGCUGGCUAUACAUGUUUUAUCAAGGUGCAUUAAUGGUGUCAACUUUAAUUGGACCUUCCACAGUCAUAAUGAUGAUAGCUGGGUCCUAUUUGACUGUGUUUAGAUUGGACCUUCUGGCAUCCUAUGCCAUAGCCCUUACACCAGCAUUCAUUUACACCAUACUUUGCUUCACAGUAAAACCCAAAUACCAGAUCAUGGUGGCAGAAAUCUUAAGUGCGGUCUAUUCCUUUAUAAUGAUGGUUGUAUUUGUUGGGUGUAUAAUUACAGCUGUCAGAGAAAGUCCGUUUCAUCCUAGUGUUAUCUUCUUAUGCGCAAUGGUUUUCAUUUUCUUGUUUGCUGCUGUUCUACAUCCUUGGGAAUUCAGCUGUAUCAUAUACGGAGUUCUCUACUUUCUGUGUGUGCCCAGUGGAUUUUUACUUCUUGUCAUUUACUCGCUGGUUAACAUGAAUAUAGUUUCCUGGGGAACCAGAGAAGUUCCAAAGAAGAAAACAAAGGCAGAGAUAGAGGAAGAAGAGAAAAAAAGGAAAGAAAAAGAGGAAAAAAAGAAACAGGGGUGGUUCAGUCGUUUCAUGCCAAAGUUUCAGUUACAAGAUCUAAAGGGUUUGAUGGACAUUACCAAAAAGGAAGACAAAAGUGUAGUUCUUUUAGAACAGAUGAACAAAAAUAUGGAAAUGUUUAUGAAGUUACAAGGUAAAAGUGGAGCUGUACUAGAAGAAGUCAAAGUGGAUGAAAUAAAGCCUCCAAAAAAAAGAAAAUCUGUCACAUUUGCUGGAAGUAUGUCAGAUAGUGACUCAGAUGAAGAGGAAGAAAAACGGACAAAAGAAGAAGAAUAUAUUUAUCAGAAAGAGAAGAAAAAGAGAAAUGACCUCAAAAAUCCCAAAUGGUUAGAGCUUAAAGAAUUUCAAUUUGGACACACAAUGCAGAUGAAUGAAGAAGAAGUAGAUUUCUGGCAAAAUUUUAUCAAAAAAUACCUAGAGCCACUGGAUGCUAACAAAGAUGAACAGAAGAAAAUUGCAAAGGAACUUGCUGAACUACGGAACAAUGUUGCAGCUGGGUUUGCCUUUAUUAACCUAAUUUGGGUAGCCAUCAACUUCAUGUUCCAGUUGAGAAAGCCUGCAGUUAUAACCUUUCCUUCAGUUACCAAUGCAGAGAAUGUUGAUGAAGACAACAUAAAGAUUGAUGCUCUUGGAUUAAUGUUUGUAGUAUACUUUGUUGUAAUACUUCUGAUCCAGUUCAUUGGAAUGCUAGUGCAUAGAUGGGGCACAUUCAUGCAUCUUAUUGCCAUUACAGAAAUUCCAAAUCCAUGUAAAAAAGAUAUUGAUGAACAAGUUCGUGACAGUAAAGAUAAACAAAGAAAUGCAAGAGAUAUGAUUCGUCUUUGUGAAGAAAUUGUCGGUGAGCCAAUGCCUGAUUAUCCAAGUGAUGAGGAAGAAGAAGAUUCACGUGAUAGAGCAAGAGAAGAAUUGUUGAGGAAGAAAAUAGAAAAUAAUGCAACACAAGGUGUUUCAGAGAAUCUUCGAGAAAGUCAAAGAAAUCCUGGCAUUGGAAGGUCUCUGAGAAACACCAGAGCAGGAAAUCUAGGUAGCACCCGAACACGUCUCGGAGAAACUGUUAGAGAUGGUAACUUCAAAAGAAUGGCUAAGACAAUAUUAGCCCGCACACAAAGAGAAGUUUUCAAUAAUAGUGAAGAAUCUGGAUUUAAACCUAACAAUUUACGCCAAAGGGGUAAAACUAAUCAAGAUCCCUCCAGGAUGAAUAGUGAGCCUGUGAGGAAAUUUGGUCACAAUACACCAGUGUUUACUGACUUCAUGGAAAAAGUAAACGAACGUCAACUUAACACAUUGGUAGAAGGGGCUGAAAGGAAUGGUGGAAAUUUAGGAGGUUUACGUUCCACUUACAAUCCAAGAAAUGCUGGUAUAGAAGAUGAAGAGUCAAUAUAUGAUGAAAUUCCAGGAGCUGGUACACUAGGUCGUGCUUUCCAAAAGAAAAUACAUAAAAUGGCAAAAACUGGUGUGAGGCCAUCUGAUAGAAAUGGUCCUUUGCAGUAUUCUAAUAACAUAGAAAUGCAUCAUCGAGAUAUAGAAAGAGGAAACAGGUUAUGAUUCGACAACAAACUAAUUGAAAUUUAUUGAAAAAAGGAGGAACAUUUAAAGAUGGCAUUCAGGGGAAAAGGACAUUGAUGUCUGUGAUAUUUAUCUUUUUGUAUUUAUACAUAUAUUGUAAUUAUAUAUCUAUUUGAAAUAUUACUGGUACAAACUGUUUUCAUGAUUAAGAAUGUGAAUUGAAUACCUUUGUUUCUACUGUUUGUUUCUGAUGUAAAAUGCAUGUGAUUUUAUAUGGUAUUUGUUUUUAUAGAUAAGUUUUUUUAUGUGUUUUAUAUUAUAUUUACCAUGCUUUACCUUGAAAAGUGUUUAACAAAAUGUUUUACAUUUGUUAAGAUUUUUACAACUGCUAAUGAAAAAUUACUGUGAAGUUUUGAUUUCCUAUGCAAAAUUCAUUGAAGUUUCAUGUGGAAUUUCUACAGCUUACAGUCUUCUAUAGCUACUAAUACUAACACCUAAAUAACAGAAUUGAAAAUAAAUCAUGUAAAUUUAAGUAAUCUUUGCAGUGAUGAUUAUAUCAUGGGCAAAAUUCUGCUCUUAAAAAAGUAUUAAUGAUGUAAUAUUGUAUAAUAACUGCAUGUACAUUAAGGCAUUAGUGAUUUGUUUACUUAAUAAUGUCUCUGAUCACAAAAAAAUCAAUCUUCAGAAAACUAAUUAUUCAUAUACAUUAUAGUUUACUAACAAAGAAAACACAAAACAAUGAUAUUCACAUUGAAAUCUUGUUGUAAAUUUUAAGAUUUGAAUAGAAGAAAACUUUAUACCCAAUUCAUUCCAAGGCAAGUCAAGUAAUGUGUUUGUUUAUAUAGUCUGUGUCAGAUUGAAUGAUGUCAUGUUUUAUUUAUGUCUUGUAUUAGUUGUCAGAAUAUUACGAUAAGAAAUCAGUGAGGGGAACAACAAGUGAAAAUUUAUCAGUAUACAUAAUGAAACAUUGAAUAUUUGUGAAAUAUAAAGCAUGGGAUAAAGUAGAUAUGGCACUUAAUUGUGAAAAGCUUCAUUUCAAGCUUGUCUUGAUUCAAAACAUGCACAGGUACCCUGCAGUUUUUGUGUGCAUAUUUGGGUGUGUCCAUCAGCUUUGCAAGAAAUUAAAAUUGCAUAGGUCAUUGUCAAUAACUUUGACUUGAUCUAUAACAACUUUUGUCUUGACUUCUAUUUCAGUAUCACAUAUAGUUGCUCUAUCUUUAGUUAUCCUUUUUCUGUAUGCAAUAUGGAUUGUUUGGAAAAUUUAACAAUUUGUUGUUGAGAAGAUUGAGAAGUGUGUAGUACAAAUUGGAAUACAAGAUUAUUUUUUGGAAUUUUGAGAUGUAAGAAAACAUACAAUAUAAAAAAAAUAUCCUAAUUCAAAUUUUCUCUUUUAUAAAGACAUGUGAAAAAAAUUAUAUUAAAAUUUUUAGCUAUUAAAGCAUGUAAGCGGAAUAGAUAAUGAAAAGAGAUUUUAGGAUAUUAUUGGUAGCUCAUGGAAAUGUAAUGCAUACUCUUAACAUAAUCUGAGCAUGAACAGAAAUAUAUUUAUAUAGAUUCCACCACUGCAUCAAGUGUGAUACAAUGUGUUUCCUCUCAAAAAGCUUAAAUUUCUAAAUUUAAACUUUUGAGGCUUGUGACGUUGUCAUUUUGGAUAAAUUUAUUCUAGACAUCCUGAACAAUCUCUGUGGAGAUACAUUACAUUUACUCUAUGCCAAUAUGAUCUCAAUGGUCUAAAGGGACCAAAUUUGAUUCUGCAUUCAAUGAUGACUAUUUUAUAUGAUUAUUAAACUAAUUAAAUCAGUAUUGUGCAAAGUUAAAAGGUGAGUUUACAUUAUUCAUGCUACCGGUACUUGAUCUGCUUGUUUAUAUAGAAAACAUUAUAACAUUUAUACUAUUUAUUAGCAUUGUUAAUGUGUAAAAGCUUAUAUAAAGCUACAGUUAGUUAUUUGGGAAAGGUUGAACACAAUAUUAUAUUUGUAAAAUGUGUCAUAUUUUGAUAUACAAUAUAUAAUCAUUUUUACAUAUCAUUUAUAUUCGCAUGGAAAUGGUUUUGUUAAUGUUUUGUCUUCAAUAAAAUCUGUUGUUUUCAAA